AUGCUAACCCCGACGCAUAUCCUCCGCGCAUCAUGGUCCAACACCCUGCGACUCCCAAAAUCGAAUUUCCCGCCUAGACCGCUUCCGUCUGCGAACCGCGAGUACCUGCGCCGAUGCACCGAUGAGCUGUAUGCCUGGCAGCGGAGUCCCGACCGCAUUAAAGAGGGAUCUGCUAUAACAAGUUUCACACUACAUGAUGGACCACCGUACGCCAAUGGACCGCUGCACAUUGGGCAUGCCCUGAAUAAGAUUACAAAAGACGUGAUUUGCAGGUUUGAAGUUGGGCAAGGGAAAAAAGUGUCUUAUAUUCCUGGUUGGGACUGCCAUGGCUUGCCUAUCGAAAUCAAGGCACUGCAGGCGCAGAAGAAAGAUGCAGCGCAGACGGAUGCGGUGAGUGUGCGGGAGGCAGCACGGGAGUUGGCAACGAAGACGAUUGAAGAGCAGAAGAGUGGGUUUAAGGAGUGGGCGGUUAUGGGGGAGUGGGAGAAUGCGUAUCAGACCAUGGAGCGGGGGUUUGAGUUGAGGCAGCUCGAGGUGUUCAAGGUUAUGUUUGAGAAGGGCCUGGUUUAUAGGCAGUUUAAGCCCGUGUAUUGGAGUCCCAGCUCGCGGACGGCGCUGGCAGAGGCGGAGCUGGAGUAUGAUGAGGGGUAUAAGAGUUUGGCGGCUUUUGUGCGGUAUCCUGUGAAACUGUCGGAGACACUCAAAACUGGGGCGCUGAAGGAUGUUGAAGAUGAAGUCAGCGUGGUGAUUUGGACGACUACACCUUGGACUUUGCCAGCAAAUAAGGCUAUUGCGGUGCACCGGGAUAUGCAAUACUGCAUUGUUAAAGAUGCAGGAAACGACAACGAGCUAAUCCUCAUUGCUGCUUCAAGGAUAUCCGAGUACGAAAAGAUUCUCGAGCGCAAGCUCGAAAUCGUCGUAUCAGAGCUCCGCGGCUCAGAUCUCGCCGACCAAGUCCAGUACGAAAAUCCGUGCCAAAAGGCCUCGGGACUCCAACCCAUCAUCCACGCAGACUUUGUCACAGACACGUCAGGUACAGGCUUAGUCCAUCUCGCGCCCGGCCACGGCAUGGACGACUACAAUGUUUGCACGCCCCUCGGCAUCCCAGCAUUUGCCCCUGUAGAUGACGCGGGCGCCUUCACCAAGGAUGCGUUCCCCGAGCAGCCAGACCUACUGGAGGGUUUGCCAGUCACUGAUAUCAAGAAAUCCGGUAGCAACGCCGUGUGCAACUACCUGCAGCAACUGGGUUUGCUCCGUGCAAAGCAGAAUUAUCGGCACAAGUACCCGAUUGAUUGGAGGACCAAGGAGCCCGUCAUCACACGAGCUACGGAGCAGUGGUUUGCAAAUGUUGAAGGGAUCAAAGAUGCUUCGAUGAAGGCAAUUGCUAAUGUUACCUUUAAACCCGAGUCUGGGCGUAGUCGCUUGGAAAGUUUCAUCCAAGGUCGGAGUCAAUGGUGCAUUUCGCGGCAGCGCGCUUGGGGUGUGCCUAUACCUGCUUUGUACAGGGUAGAGGGUGAUACACUUGAAGCAACCAUGGAUUCCAAGGUCAUCGAGCAUAUCAUUCAAGUCAUCAAAGAGCGCGGCAUCAAUGCAUGGUGGACCGACGCACCAGACGAUCCAGCGUGGAAGCCCUCACACCUCAACGGCACAUUUGUACGUGGUAGAGACACAAUGGACGUAUGGUUCGACAGCGGAACAAGCUGGACUCUUUUACCCCCACAGAAAGACAAACCCGUCGCCGAUGUCUACCUCGAAGGCACCGACCAGCACCGCGGCUGGUUCCAAUCCUCGCUCCUCACCCACGUCGCCAGCCAACCCUACUCAACCGCCCCCGUAGUCAAAGCACCCUACAAAACCCUCAUCACCCACGGCUUCACCCUCGACUCCGACGGCCGCAAAAUGAGCAAGUCCCUCGGCAACGUCAUCUCCCCCUUCCAAAUCAUGUCAGGCGAACUGCUUCCCCCCGUCAAGCGCAAGAAGCAAAAGGGCGUAAAGCACGACACCACAGCAGCUGCUGCUGCUAAACACGCUCCUACGUACGACUCCAUGGGCGCCGACGCACUACGUCUCUGGGCUGCAAGCAGCGACUACACGCGCGACGUCACCAUCGGCCAGCCCUUGCUCAUGUCCGUCAACCAAGCCCUGCACAAGUACCGUGUCACGUUCAAAUGGCUACUAGGCAUCUUCUCCUUGUCCUCGUGUCCCCCACCGUUUGUAUCCUUCAACCACCUCAUCCCCUCGACGCGCGAGUUUAGCGAAUUGACAGAUCGACUCGCGGUCCAUCGGCUAGUGCAGGUAAGCAACGAAGCGCAUGCGCAUUUUGCCAACUACGAUUUCUACAAGGGAAUCAACACGUUGAAUCGCUACAUCGCCAUGGACCUGAGCGCCUUCUACUUUGAGACGCUAAAGGAUAGAGUGUACACGGGUGAUACAUCCGAUUGCCAGACGCUGCAGCGCGUUUUAGGUCUGAUUUUCUACGAGUUGCUGCAGAUGCUGGCGCCGGUUUGUCCGUUGCUUGUCGAGGAAGUGUGGGAUCAUGUCCCUGCUGCCCUCAAAGACAAGAGUGUUCAUCCUGCGCGCGCAACGUGGGCGCGGCUGACACCGCUGCCAGCGUCUGAAGCGGAGAGCUUGGAGCGCAUGAGCGGCGUGGUGGGGGCGCUGGGUGGUGUGAUUAAGAUUGCGCAAGAGAGGGUAAGGGCGGAGAAGAAGAUUGGGUCGAGUUUGGAGUGUGCGGCGACUGUUCAUCUGCCUGCGUCUAGCAUUGAGGCGUUGAGUGAGGCGUUCGCAAGUGCCAUGCAUCCACUCAACCUCAAAGCUGAAGACAUGGAGAAUCAGCUGGCAGGUUUGUUUGUCAUUAGUGAGAUGAAGCGGCAGUGGGCGUGGGUGGAAGAGGAAGCUGUGGCGGCAAGUGGAGACCAAGGCAGUGAUUUGCUUGCAAAAGCACAAGUGCUGGUGCAUCCCCCUAGUCGGGAAAAGUGUCCGAGGUGCUGGCGCUUUGUCAAGGAAGAAGCGGAGGAUGUGUGUGGCAGGUGUGCGCAUGUUGUGGAGAAGCAGGGCGGGGUUUAG
Bipolaris oryzae ATCC 44560 is the source of this 3066-nucleotide messenger RNA. RefSeq lists its product as uncharacterized. The transcript has 3 exons. Gene Ontology annotation, cellular component: cytosol. The coding region runs from base 1 to 3066 and encodes 1021 amino acids. Gene Ontology annotation, biological process: isoleucyl-tRNA aminoacylation. The record is from RefSeq and is a predicted model, not a curated record. Gene Ontology annotation, molecular function: aminoacyl-tRNA deacylase activity; isoleucine-tRNA ligase activity; ATP binding. Lineage: Eukaryota; Fungi; Ascomycota; Dothideomycetes; Pleosporales; Pleosporaceae.